CUUCAAGAUUUAAAAAGAAAACAUUGAUAAAUCUCUGCAGUGAUCAGCUGAGAAAAUAUUGAGAAGAUGGCGAUGACGGUGUUUGUCGCGGCUCUGCUCUCUGUUUUCACGGGGUUUGUUGUGUCGGUUCCUGAUGGAUUCAAGCCGGUCGACUGUUCUGACCUUUAUAAAGCAGGACAAACAGUCAGUGGGAUUUACUCCAUCUAUCCAGCAGGUGAAGUUCCUGUCUGGGUUUACUGUGACAUGAUCUCAGGUGGGAAAGAUGAAGACAAUGGAGGAUGGACGGUGAUUCAGAGGAGAAUGGACGGCAGUAUUAAUUUUUAUCAGCCGUGGAAUCAGUACAAGAGAGGAUUCGGGACCACCGAGGGCGAAUACUGGCUGGGGCUGGAGAACAUGUACCAGCUGACACGUAACAGGAAGUACAUGCUGAGAGUGGAUCUGGAGGACUUUGAAGGAAGCAAGGGUUUUGCUCUGUACUCAUCCUUCUCUGUGAGUUCUGAAACUGAUGGGUAUAAACUGCAUGUUUCAGGAUUCACUGAUGGAGGAGCAGGCGACUCUUUAUCUGCCCAUAAUGAUCAGAAGUUCUCCACCUUUGACAAAGACCAAGACUCCUAUGGAAGUAACUGUGCUAAAGAGUUUCUGGGGGCAUUUUGGUACAAAUUUUGUCUCAAUGCAAACCCCAACGGUGUGUAUUUAUGGGGAGAAGAUGACACCCAUUUCAGCAUUGGUGUUGUUUGGUCAACCUGGAAGAGCAGUUUCACUGUCAGUUUGAAAUCAAUCAGCAUGAAGAUCAAACGUGUAUCUUAGGAAUAUUAGUGUUUCUAGAAGCAAUCAUCUGCGAUAUAACAAGAUUUAAUGUUGUGCUUUCCUUCCUUAACCAUGCAUCAGAGUAAACCAAUAAUGUUGUCUUUAUUUUUUGGUCAGCUUUUAAUGUCUGUCAGAGGGCUUGAAGUCUGUCCAGAUGAAAACAGAAAACAGGAGCUCACAUAAGAACAGUGUGCAUGCAAUAACGUACGCCACAGAAGAAGUCAUCUUAUUACAUUAAUGUCAUUUAACAGUAUUCAACAUUAGGUAAAAAUUUAGGUAAAGGCUGCCCUCAGCUGUACAUAACUGAAUACAACAUUAUUCAUACAUGAAAAGAUGUUAUUUCAUUGAACCACAACUCUGGACCAGUAAGUCUGGAUCACAUGACGGUCCCAUAUACAAUGAGUAUAACCUCCUAUAUCAGACUUGCAUUCAGGGCAGAGCGGUGAAAUAGUUGAAUUGUGUGUCUUAUAUGAGGCGUAAUAUGAGGAUUCUGUUACACACUGAAAGCCAAUUGGUCUGGGACCAGACCGUCUCCCACUCCUCUUCCAAAAUAUCAGAGUCAGAAUCCACUUUUAUUGCCAACUACAACAUGUACAAGGAAUUUGCUUUGGUAUGCAGGUGCAUAAAAAGAAGAAUAAAAACAUCUAUAAAUUUUAGAUAAUAAUCCAUAAAUAAAAUAUCCACCCUGAGCUCUUUAAGUUCCAUAGUGCAAUAUAUAGUUUUUUUUUUUUUUUUUCUGAAUAACAAGGAAAUAGAAAUUAAUUUUUGCCAUACGACAACGCCUUACAAGAGGGUUAAAUCAUUUGAAUGUGUUCACAAGGCAUUGUGUGUUUUAGUAGUUAUCAACAUUAACCAGAUCAUGGAUAAAUACAAAAUAUUAAGCACUGUUUGUUUUGUUGUCAGAUAAAAUCUGAACAAAUAUUUUAUGUCCUGGAAAAAAAAAAAAUGAAAUUGGAACGUGAUAUUUUGUGCUUCUGGCAUGGUGUGUUGAUGCUCUUUUGUAAGUUUGGCUUAGUUUCAGCUCACAUGACUUCCAGCUGUGUGUGAAUUUGAGAAUAUACUGUACAUGCUUUUUAUUACAGUUUUUGUAUUCGCUUUGGUACUUUUUUCACAAGUAUAUUUUCGAAACGUCAAACUGAUCACACUUGUGCUUUCAUUCUAGCUGUACAUGUUUUCAUUCUACAUAAACAUCAUUUCAAAACACAA
Molecule: messenger RNA, 2013 nt
Organism: Megalobrama amblycephala (Wuchang bream)
Lineage: Eukaryota; Metazoa; Chordata; Actinopteri; Cypriniformes; Xenocyprididae
Product: microfibril-associated glycoprotein 4-like
Exons: 5
Coding region: 67-807 (246 amino acids)
Biological process (GO): elastic fiber assembly
Source: RefSeq, a predicted model, not a curated record